This is a messenger RNA of Arachis ipaensis, 3060 nucleotides long. The record is from RefSeq and is a predicted model, not a curated record. Lineage: Eukaryota; Viridiplantae; Streptophyta; Magnoliopsida; Fabales; Fabaceae.
CCAACUCCUUCCUUCAGAAAAGAGCAAACUGCCGUAGCCUCCACCAAAGAAAGCAAACCCUAGCCACCGACAAUAGUUGUCGCCGUCUGUCGGAGUGAGAGACUGCUGCCGCCGUCCGUCGCACUCAAGAACUUCCGUCUUCGUGCUCUCGGGCCUCUCGCCGGAUCCUCCGCGUCGUGUGCUCGCAUCUCGCCUCUCUCCUCUUGCUCGGCUGCUCGCGCCUUCCUCCGCCAGUGAGUGCUCGAGCUGUGCGUGUUGCUGCUCCCCCACCGCUGCUCUUCUGCCGGCAUCCGUCGCGCUCAACACCACCGUCUUCGUCUGGGCGUCGAGCCCGAGUCUCCAACCCCUUUCCUCAUUAACCAAGCGCAACUUCUUCCUCGAAUUCGCCGGCCGCCGUCUUCUCUUUGUUUUCUCAGCCACGCUUUUGCCGCCGUUCGCCGUCGUGCUCGCCACCUGGUCUCCGUCUCGGUCGCGCUUCUGCCCUUCUGCUCAGACUGCUUAGAACGAAGAACCUUACCGAUAAAGGAUAAUCCAAGCCGAAAUUGAAAAACAGAGGCAGGGGAUUCUGAACUUCGAUAAUCCACUCUCCACAUAUCCCAUUUUUUCCUAUCAAGCCACUAAGUGGAAGCAUCUUCCUCACACACUCAAGUCUCACACAGCGUCCACCAUUCACAACGCCUCAAGCUCCUGCUGCGCCAUCCGCGAUUAACUGCGCCUGGAGCUCCGCGGUCCGCGUUUCACGGCGCCUCGAGCUUCGCCGUCCACGAUUUACCGCGCGCUCCACCGUCGAGUCUCUCCAUCUCGGCGGCCGACCUGCCAUCCUCUUCUCCGAGCUCUAUUGUUUCGCCGUCCUCUUCUCCAGCCCUCUCCUUCGUGGUGUUGAAAUCUCCAUCUAUGACCAGCACGUCGUAAGACUUUGGGGACUUCUAGCUUUCAUCACAUUUGAUGACUUUUCAAUGCCAAUAGAGGAAAGCAAACAAAAACAUCAGGAAGAAGGAUAUUGUGACACCUAGAGCUACAUGUCUGGAUUUUAAGAUAUUAAGUAAGGAUAAGUAAGGAUACGGAUAGUAUUUUGUUCUUAGUUUUGUUAGAAAGAUGCCAGCUUUGAUGUCAGCUAGGUUUCUUCUUCUUGUUGGAGAGUCCUUCCCCAUUAGAAGGGCAUUGGCUACUCAUAAAAAUGCUUCUUCUUUGUUGCACACAAGUAUUCAUUGUAUGAGCCAAGUGGAACCACCAAAUCAUGGUUCCUUAACCCUCUCAAGUGUUGGUUUCCAAAGUGAAGUUGAUAAACCAAUUAACAAAGGUGGCAAGUCUAGCAGUAAGGUAAAGCCAUUGUUGAGUUCAUCCCCUGGGUCCCUUAAGAGCAAAGGCAUAGGGAAACCUAUUGGUUCCAGUGAGAAGAAGAAAGCGUUUGCGAUUGUUGAGAGGAAGAAACAACAAAUUGAGGCUGCCCCAUUUGCAGCGAAAUCGUUCUCUGAACUUGGGUUGCCCCUUGUUCUGAUUGAGAGAUUGGAGAAAGAGGGGUUCAGUGUUCCAACUGAAGUUCAGUCUGCAGCUGUUCCUACCAUUCUGCAGAACCAUGAUGUCAUAAUUCAGUCUUAUACGGGUUCGGGGAAGACAUUGGCUUAUCUGCUUCCUAUACUAUCAUCUAUUGGUCCACUGAUGAACAAUGUUUCCAAGAGUGACAGUGGUGGUGAUUCUGGUGGGAAAAUGGGAAUAGAAGCAGUGGUUGUUGCUCCCUCUAGGGAGCUAGGGAUGCAGAUAGUGAGGGAGUUUGAGAACAUACUAGGAGUGGAGAACAAGAAAGUGGUUUAGCAGCUUGUGGGAGGUGCGAACCGAACUAGGCAGGAAGAAGCUCUCAAGAAGAAUAAACCUGCCAUUGUUGUUGGCACACCUGGUAGGAUAGCGGAACUUAGUGCAGCAGGGAAGCUUCGGACACAUGGCUGUCGCUAUUUGGUAUUGGAUGAAGUUGAUGAGCUCUUGUCAUUCAAUUUUCGGGAGGACAUGCACCGGAUAUUGGAGCAUGUAGGCAGGAGAUCAGGUGCAGACCCGGAUCCAAAUGUUAAAAGGACUGAGCGUCAGUUAAUUAUGGUGUCUGCAACUGUGCCGUUUUCUGUUGUAAGAGCAGCGAGGAGCUGGGGAUGUGAUCCACUUCUCGUCCAAGCUAAGAAAGUUAUCCAGCUUGAUACUGUCUCGCCUUUGGGCCCUAUCAAUUUGUCAAGGCCUUCAGUCGGUUCUACUCCAGACCCAACUAAGCCAUCUCAGGCAUCAGUAGAGAGUUUGCCUCCGGCUUUGGAACACUAUUAUUGUGUAGCGAGGUUACAGCACAAGGUCGAUACCAUGCGAAAGUGUAUUCAUGCCCUGGAUGCAAAAGUUGUAAUAGCUUUCAGGAACAACAGUAAGCAACUAAAGGAUGUCGUCUUCAAGCUGGAGGCCCGUGGAAUGAAAGCGGCAGAGUUGCAUGGGGAUCUUGGGAAGCUUGCUAGGUCAUCAACUUUGAAGAAAUUCAAGAAUGGCGAGGUGAGAGUUCUGGUGACAAAUGAAUUAUCAGCUAGGGGUUUGGAUGUGGCAGAAUGUGAUCUCGUGGUUAAUCUGGACUUACCUACGGAUUCAACUCACUAUGCACACCGAGCUGGCCGAACUGGUCGGCUUGGUAGGGAUGGUACAGUGCUAACCAUAUGUGAAGAGUCCGAAGUUUUUAUUGUGAAGAAAAUGGAGAAGCAGCUUGGAGUAACUGUGGCGUUCUGCGAUUUUGUUGAGGGAAAGAUGCUUGUCAACCAAGAAGAGAAAGCACUCAGCACUUCAAGAAAAUGAGGUUUAGUUGAGGUUUACAAAGCUAUACUCUAGGUUUUAGCUCUUGCAUAUUUUCAAGAAUAGACAACUUCUACUUGCAAGUGCAUAUUUUAAAACAGAAACUCACCUUAUAAUUUACGUUGUAAGUCAAGCAUGUCAUCAACUAUAGUUGACAGAGUCCCUCUCAUCUGCAUCUUUCUUUUUCCUCAUAUCUGAUUGUUGUUAUCAAGUUCUUAUAAUGUUUCAAAUCUGAAUUCAGUUUUUCUUUCU